Drosophila guanche is the source of this 973-nucleotide messenger RNA. RefSeq names its product NIF3-like protein 1. Bases 28 to 888 code for a protein of 286 amino acids. The record is from RefSeq and is a predicted model, not a curated record. Gene Ontology annotation, cellular component: cytoplasm; mitochondrion. The transcript has a single exon. NCBI's taxonomy places the organism in Eukaryota, Metazoa, Arthropoda, Insecta, Diptera, Drosophilidae.
AAUUGUUGCUAGUUCCAAAUUCUAUAUAUGCUACCGGUUGCUAGUACCUUGAAAAAAAUGAGCAGUUGCAGUGGUCGCAAGUUGGCGGCAGUUGUCAAGGAACUGGAAGCCUUUGCGCCGAUUUCGCUGGCCGAGAAAUGGGACAACGUUGGACUUCUGAUUGAGCCGCACAAGGAGCGGGAUGUGAAGCGAAUACUGCUGACCAACGAUCUCACGGAGCCCGUAAUGAAGGAAGCCCUGCAGAAGCAGGUGGAGAUGAUCAUAAGCUACCAUCCGCCAAUCUUCAAGCCGCUGACCAGAAUCACCCAAUCGAACUGGAAGGAGCGUGUGGUGGCUGCCUGCUUGGCCAACUCCAUAGCCUUGUAUUCGCCACACACAGCAUGGGAUAAGAAGUCCGGCGGCGUCAACGAUUGGCUGGCUCAGGCCGUGGCCAUUGAAAACAUUCGUCCGUUGAUCCCAGAGUUUGGUGCAGAGCCCGGCACUGGUUCGGGUCGGCUGAUCGAGACGAAAAUGGAAGUCUCCCAAUUGGUUGAGGCCCUGCAGCUGCACAUCGAGAACAAUGUGCACCUGGCAUUGGCCGUGGGACAUGAAUCAAAGACUGUUGUGCGCUCUGUGGGCAUCUGUGCGGGCUCGGGUGCUUCAGUGCUGCGCGGCAUCCAGGCCGAUGCCAUCAUCACGGGCGAGAUGUCACAUCACGAAGUGCUGGAUUUCAAUCACAAUGGCACCUCAGUGCUGCUCUGCAAUCACAGCAACUCGGAGCGUGGAUUCCUGCGCGUGUUUGCGCCGAAACUUGGCGAACUCUUGCAGGGAGCCUGUGAGAUACUCGUCUCAGAGAAGGACCAAGACCCGCUGGUCACGGCUGCACCCAAACAGCAAGCUCAACAAUAAAUCCCGUCGGCUAACAAUGCAUUUUCUGGCAUCAAACUUAGUUACAUUACGAAUAAAACGACUAAAUGUUAACGUUUAAACUUGA